Molecule: messenger RNA, 1281 nt
Organism: Triticum aestivum (bread wheat)
Lineage: Eukaryota; Viridiplantae; Streptophyta; Magnoliopsida; Poales; Poaceae
Exons: 2
Coding region: 1-1281 (426 amino acids)
Molecular function (GO): protein binding
Source: RefSeq, a predicted model, not a curated record
AUGGCAGCAGCGCCGCCGGUGAUCCCGGACGAGCUCGUCGAGGAGAUCCUGAUCCGCCUCCCGCCCGACGACCCCGCAUGCCUCCUCCGCGCAUCCCUCGUCUGCAAGGACUGGGGCGGCAUCCUCUCUCGCCCGGCCUUCCGCCGCCGCCUCCACGAGCUCCACCAGACACCGCCCGUCCUCGGCUUCCUCCACGUCGAGGCCAGCGAGCGCACCCCCUGCUUCGUACCCACCAUCGCCUCAUCCUUCUCUCCCGCCGCCCCGGACCACCGCUCCUGGUCGGCACUCGACUGCCGCCACGGCCGCGCCCUCUUCGUCUCCGAGGGCCAGGAUAGAUAUGCUCGGGAACUCCUUGUGUGGGAGCCAAUCACGGGCGCCCAGCAGCGUUUACCUGUGCCCGUGGCGUUUGAGUGGAGCUACAGCUACUUGACUGCGGCCGUGUUCUGCGCAGCGGACGGGUGUGACCACCGCGACUGCCUCGGAGGUCCUUUCCGCGUGCUCUUCGUCUUGUCCGUCGGCGACGAUGAAGUCUUCUCCGACGAUGACGAUGCGUAUGGCACGUUGGCAUCCGUGUACUGGUCGGAGACUGGCACCUGGGGCGAGCUGACCUGGAUUUACCGCGACUGGUCCAUAUUCGAAUUUACAUACUCCAACGUGCUCGUUGGGAGCUCUGUGUUCUACUUCAUAUGUUUCCUGGAGUAUGACUUGUCGAGGCACGCCCUGAAUGAGUUUAGUUUUAGGCCACCAGACAACUACUACGGCUGCAUAUAUAACCUUGUGCUGGCGGAGGACGGUGGACUGGGCAUAAUCCAAGACUUGGAUCCGCAGCUCAAAUUGUGGACAAGAGAGGCGAGUGAUGGGACUGAUGAACAAUGGGUGCUAACUUGGGUCAUCGACCUGGGCAAUUUGCUACCAACUAGUGCUCGAUUGAAUGAAGAUUAUAGAGUGCAUGUAAUGGGCUUCGCUGAGGGGGCAAAUGCCAUUGUCGUGAACACAGUUGAUGGCGUCUUCACAGUGGAGCUACAGUCGGAUCAUGUGAGGAAGGUGUGCAGUGAUCAUGGCUUCGGUAAUUUGAUCCCAGUUGUCAGCUUCUACACUCCUGUACCCCUAGGUAAGCCUAGUGAGGAGCCUAACGAGGAGUCAGGUGGUGACGAGGGUGGAGAGGAGGAGAAAACAGUAGGUUGGGCACAACUGCUGUUGAGCAAGGGGUCCAAUGCUAUGAAGGAAGGGGACUUCGCCAACACCUUUGAAUGCGUCAGCAAUGACCACAAUAUCAGGUGA